Messenger RNA from Cryptomeria japonica (Japanese cedar), 1782 nucleotides. RefSeq names its product probable pectinesterase 53. Bases 360 to 1490 code for a protein of 376 amino acids. Gene Ontology annotation, molecular function: pectinesterase activity. The transcript has 5 exons. NCBI's taxonomy places the organism in Eukaryota, Viridiplantae, Streptophyta, Pinopsida, Cupressales, Cupressaceae. The record is from RefSeq and is a predicted model, not a curated record. Gene Ontology annotation, biological process: cell wall modification.
UUUGUCCUUCCCUUCACGGGUGUGUGCACUCCCUCCCCACCUCUCCACCCUCCAUCUGCACUGUCAUUCUGUACACACACCAACCAGUACAUACACAUUUUAUACAGCAAAAAAAGUUGCCAAAUAUAAUAGCACAUUGUGAGAGUUUAGGCCCAGUGCAACUGCAUGAAUGGGUGAGUGAUGGAGAAGCAGCAGGUGAUGAAUUUAUGUACAAACAUCCAACUCUCAAUAUGCGCAGGUUGUUUCAGAAUCUGCUUUAGGUGGUGGGGGUAACCGUGAGGAUUCAUUCAUACUUGUUGUGUGUUUUGCAAAGCUCAUUUCUUGUCCCAUUCACACACGUACGCUGUCGAGCCCAGGUGAUGCAGUUUCCUCUUGAGAUGAUGGGAAAGUGCAGAGAUGAGAAGCAGCAGACUUUUUGCAUUCUCGUGUUAGUGUUUCUGCUCAUGGGUUUGGCGGAUGGUAAGACUAGUUUUCCUUUUGAGGGAAACUCAACAGUGCAGCAGGGGUUCCUCAAGUGGGUAAGGCGAAUGGGCAGCCUGAAGCAUUCCAUCUUUCAUACAGCCAAGAAUAAUUUCCUGCCUUCCUUUUAUAUCACUGUAGAUAAGAGGCCUGGCGUCGGUGAUUAUUCCUCCGUGCAGGACGCUGUGGAUUCAUUGCCCUUAUUCAACAUUCUGCGUGUCGUAAUUAAGAUCAAUGCCGGCACUUAUAAGGAGAAAGUAAACGUCGUGGCAAGCAAGGCAUUUGUAACAUUUGAAGGCGCGGGGGCAGAUAAGACAGUGAUAGAGUGGGGAGAUAAUGCAGCCACGCCUGGACCUGAUGGACGCCCCCUCGGUACUUUCGCAUCUGCUUCUGUUGCCAUCAAUUCUCCUUACUUCAUUGCCAAAAACAUCACCUUCAAGAACACAACUCCGUGUCCUCUGUCUGGUGCACCGGCCAAGCAGGCAGUGGCAUUCAGAAUAUCGGCUGAUACAGCUGCUUUUUUAGGCUGCAAAUUUCUAAGUUGGCAAGACACGCUGUAUGACCACCUUGGAAGACAUUAUUUCAAGGACUGUUAUAUUGAAGGCUCUGUCGACUUCAUUUUCGGGAAUGGUCUCUCACUUUACGAGGGAUGUCACCUGCACGCCAUUUCAAACGCAUUAGGAGCGUUGACAGCACAAAAAAGGAGUAGUUUACUGGAGGAAACAGGCUUCUCUUUCGUGAAAUGCAAAGUGACCGGAUCGGGAGUUCUAUACCUGGGUAGAGCCUGGGGAACUUUUUCCCGAGUAGUGUUUGCCUACACAUACAUGGACAAAAUCAUUGUUCCCAAGGGCUGGUACGACUGGGGCGACCGAACCAGAGAUUUAACUGUGUUUUAUGGGCAAUACAAGUGCAGUGGAGGUGGAGCAAGCUUUGCAGGCAGAGUUUCAUGGAGUAGAGAGCUCACUGAUGACGAAGCAAAGCCCUUCAUUGCUCUCAGUUUCAUCGACGGCGAGGAAUGGAUAAACCUCUGAUCUUUCAUUCAAUAAUAUGCAAUCCAACAAAUUAAGACAUAGACUGAGUGUACAUGUACAUACUAGUUAUUAGUGAGUGAGAGGACAAAGAAUAAGACAAUACUAGCUAGCUAGCAGUUUGUACUUAAUAAAUAGAUGGCAGGGCUCGUGACUCUUGUUUCUCCUCACCAUUCCUUUUUACCUCUCUAAGUCUCCUCAAUUUGCCUACCAUUAUAUAUUUUUCAGAAUAAUUCCUGUUCCGAAUGUACGAGCAAGUUUCUGGCAAUGCAUGUGACCGUGAUUAAGCGUUUAA